AUGCCCUCAUCGUACUACGCCAGCAGCGCCGGCCGCCCCAGCGACUCCGAGUCCACUAUCAUGAUCAAAAGGAUCCAUGAGGAACAGAGAGAGGAACUUCGGCAAAAGCGAGCACGACAGGCACGACAGGGGCAACUAGCCAUCGAGUACCCUCUCAGCCAAAUCAGCCGCGCCUCCGGGGCCUCUCGCCAGUCUCACGUCUCUACCUCUAGGCAGUCCCACGCCGCGUCGUCCCAGGCCGGUUCAUACCACUCCCUCCGUGACAUCAACCCUUCUGACUCCUGCAGCCAAGUUGGGGCUCCCGCUCCUCCGUCGGUGGUAUCUACCAGCUCUCGUGCUUCGAACGUCUCUAGUGCCCCGACUGUCCGGCCGGGUGACUUGCUUAGUCAAGUUGGUGGCCCACCUGGCCAGGGUGGCCGAAUCCCGAAUGGUCGCGCCCGUGAUCUCAGCGGGAGGGAGUUGGCACUGCUUAACGCCCAAGGCGGCUCGCAUGCGCCUACUAUCGUUUCUUUUGCGGGGUCUCAAGUUGGGUCUCAAGCUGGGUCUUAUGCGCCAUCCUACGCUCCGUCCCAAACUCUAUCCCAAGCUUCCCGUAACCAGGGCCCGCAGUUGCUGCCUUACACCGCAUCCACCGCCGGAACCGACAUCUCUACCGACAGCACCCUGGUGAUCGAUAUGUGCGACCAGAACCGGAACCAGAACCAGAACCGACGUGCUCCUCCUCCUCGCAAUCCUCGCGGACAAGGUAAUGGAGGUAAUGGAGGCAAUGGGGGCAACGGUGGUGGAAAAAGGGUUGAUCCCUCUGAUCCCGCAAACAUUGUCGUCACGGAGGCGGAUAUUGCUCGCGGAAGGGAGAUGUGGCCUCGUCUUGACAGGGAGAGUAUCAAGGCUAGGAUGAAGGUGACGUUAAUUAGGGAGGAGGUGACAAGACGGAUGAGGCGUUAG
Molecule: messenger RNA, 945 nt
Organism: Sordaria macrospora k-hell
Lineage: Eukaryota; Fungi; Ascomycota; Sordariomycetes; Sordariales; Sordariaceae
Source: RefSeq, a predicted model, not a curated record